GGGGGUGUUAGUGGUUUUUUGCUCUUUGCAGAAUUUGUUGGGGAAGGCUUCUAUACCUAUCGUUAUGGGGUGGAAUUCGCUGGGUGGGUGAGAGCUCAGCUGGUUUUCUGCCAGUUGCUAGUAGGUCACCCAGUAGUGUGCGCGUUUGUCCUUUUCUUGUGAAAAUCGCGUGUGCUGGGAGCCGAAAGUUGGUGGAUUUGAUUUUUUCCGGGGCCAGCGUUGAUUCUUUUUUAUCCCUGCAGCAGCUGGCUGGCUGACUGACUAGGUGACUCGACGUGUAAGAGGAUAUGUAUUUGGGGGGAUGGCAAAAGAGGAGAAGAGGGGAUUCAUCGUACCUUCAGCCUGGAAUGUUUCCUGGUUCGUUUCCGGUAGGCUGACGGUGGGUUAGCGGCAAAAUUUUUAAAGUGAGGAAAAGCACUUAAUCUUGGUUUUGACGCUGAAAAUUGGCGAAAAAUCGAAUCGAGUGGAAUGCAGUGAUCCGGUGGAAAACAAUCGAUUCGAGAGUUUUUUCAUGCUCGCUUUCCCGGAUUCGUUUGUAGGAUCGAUUUCUCCGGAAAGAGAUUUGCUGUUUAGUGUUGUUUGGAAAGCGAAUUUUUGAAAACUGAUUCCCAUAACCGUGAGUUGGAAUUGAGGCUGAUGCUAGAAGCACAUUUAUGAGUGUUGACAGGGUGAAAAAAUGUAAGCUAUACCAUGGUGCCCGUGAGCGUGUGUGUAGUUGGCACUUCCGCAUGGAAAGGUUUCUGGGUCGUACAGCUUGCUGCAAUAACAAUCAUGUUUGUUAGCUGUAAUCCGUAAUCGUGCACAGCGGAUAUCCUGGAAAGCUCAAUUCGAAAAGAAAACGACAGAACGUGAUGAAGACGACCAGCAGCGUGAGUCAAGAGGCGAGAAAUUUCUGAUGAAUUCUUAGGAUUAACCAUACAUACGUUCGUACUGUUCCGGGUCUCGGUCCCGGGUAGGUGGAUCCUGAAACACCGGAAACGAUGCUGUGUUCAGUAAAUACACAAACGACGCGUACAGCAAACUUCGCAUGGCGCUGCUGCUUACACAAUGGAAUGCUCCAACCUAGGGUCAUCUUCACACCCAGCAACGACGCUGCUAAUGCUGGCCACCCAAACUAGAAAGUAAACAAUAACAGUGGGCGCCUUGUAAGAAGAACGCGGGCAAGAAAUCCUUAGUGAUUAAAAAUGAUCAGCACCUGGAGCAAUUUUUGUCGAGGAAAAGUCGAAACAGAAGCAACAAUAACAACAAAAACAUCCGUGCCACCACCAUUUUCCAUCGCAUUGCCCCUGAUCAUGGUUGGAAAACUUUUACCAUCGGGCCGCCGUCACAAUUUCCGUCGUCUACAAUCAGUAGGGCAACAGUUUCCCCCACCAGUACUCCAACACCACCCCCACCAGCGUAGAUCAGAAUGAAACAAAGAACAGUGAAAACGCAAAAGCGAAAACGGAAAAGGCGAAAACGUGAGUCCCCAAACUAAAUAGCUUCUUGUUGAAGUGAUAUUAAGCACAUUUCUCUACAAUUGCUCAAAACGGAAAAGAAGCAAUCGAACCAAUAGGGAUAACAAGCAACCAGCCAGCAUGGCAGAAUUGCUAUAAGAAAUGUAAUAAUUCGAUUACCCGUAUAAUUAGUGUGCUAAAAAGUCUAAUCUUGAAUCAUGAUGAAGUGAGUUGGGGUGAAAAAAAGUAUCCAAGCAGAAAAUCGACGUCCGUGUGAAAAAAGGUCGACAGUGAAAAGAAAGCAAUCAAUAAGAAAAUCAACCCGACAGGGUGUACCACCAAUUAAGUCGAGUUAGCUUGUGAGUGUGUAGUACGUGUGUUAGUAGAUGUGUGGGCAUCGUCGUUGAUUUACGGCUAAAUUGCCCUGCUGGGGGUUGUUCAGUGUGACAAAAGUUCGAAAGUUGUGCUGCCAAGAGGGGGGUUCGGGAGGCCUGAGGGAGUGUUAGUGUGUGUGGGUGUAUUUGUAAGUGAGUGUAGUUAUAAUAAAUGAGCAUUAUUCAAUGGCAAUCAACCAGAGUCGGUCGCAUCAGGGGGUUGGUUGGCUCUAAUUGAUGGCCCUCAGAGCGAUGCUUGCCGGUGCGCAAAUGGUGCAGAAGCAAGAGCAGCCGUCAGGUCCCUCCCAAGUGUCCACUACUACUACUACUGAGUCUACUGCAGCUGUUGGCGGCACAACCACCGGCGGAAUCAUGCUGGACAUGAUGAUUACCUUUGGCAAUUUGUCCUCUGGAGGGGAUGCUUCCGGAACAUCUGCCGGCAACCGGACCGGAAACCAUGACCUUGAACUGGGUGGCAGCGACGUUGGGGACGACCAGGUCACCGAUGUUGCCAUCCUCUGUAUGAAAAGUUUAAUCUUCGGAUCUAUCAUCAUCGGGGCUGUGUUAGGGAAUGCACUAGUUAUCAUAUCGGUGCACAAAAAUAGGAAACUAAGGGUUAUAACCAAUUAUUUCGUAGUAUCACUAGCAAUGGCCGACAUCAUGGUGGCACUUUGUGCAAUGACAUUCAACGCUUCUGUCGAGCUGUCGGGAAGGUGGCUGUUUGGCCCUUUCAUGUGCGAUGUGUGGAACAGCUUGGAUGUAUACUUUUCCACGGCCAGCAUACUGCACCUGUGUUGUAUUUCCGUCGACAGGUAUUUUGCCAUCGUCCGGCCGCUCGAGUAUCCCUUGUACAUGACCCAGCGGACGGUUGGCUUCAUGUUGGCCAACGUUUGGAUGCUGCCGGCUCUCAUAUCCUUCACGCCCAUCUUCCUCGGCUGGUACACGACGACCGAACAUCUGGAAACGCUUAAGGACAAUCCGGACCUGUGUAUGUUCGUGGCAAACAAAAUGUACGCCAUCAUAUCCAGCUCCAUCAGCUUCUGGAUACCGGGCAUCGUGAUGGUGGUUAUGUACUAUAGGAUAUUUAAGGAAGCGAUUCGUCAACGGAAGGCGCUGAGCCGGACGAGCUCAAACAUCCUGCUGAAUAGCGUCCAGAUCAACAAUUCCAACACCCUGCACGCGAAUUACCACCGGAGCCACCAUUUGCGUGCCAGUGAUUGCGAUCUGGGAAUGGACAUUAAAGAUAUCCAGCAAGACACCCACAGCGAACUGAGCGACCUGGAUGUCCCCAUCGUGCCGACGAUCGUGAGUACAGACGACGAUCUGUUGGUGCCAUCUUCUCCACCUCGACGGCUCAGCCGCAGUAGCAUCGAUCUUCGGGAUCUGGAGUACAAAAGCGAAGCGAACAAGUUGAAGAACUCCGACAGUGUAAGUUCGAUUUUUCCGCUGCACUACGAAAACAAUCUGCGCUACUCGGGCUCGGAACCGAUCGCGGUGAAGGAAGCUCAACAGAGAAGACGAUCGUCGCGAAAGGAGAGCUUCAAGCAAAUGAAUUUCUUCCAGCCGUUCUUUUCCCGCAACAGUUUGCUGAAAUCCUACAUCAAGGGAAGCAGCGGGAAUGGAGUUAAUGGAGAGUUGAACAACAGUAGCCAUGCGAAUAAUCGGGCAACUUCGGAAAAGAAGCUGAACAAUAAGAACGAUGACAAUCGAUCUAACAACAAUAUAAUAGAUUUGAUCAAUGUAACUUCGUCGUUGGAUAAAGGAAGUUCUGUGGGUGGACAAAAAGAGGUCAACACUCAGAAAAGACAUCAAAUAGCUGCUAGCGAAUCAGAUUUUCUAACGAUGAUUCAAAAACAGCGAUCGCAGCAAAGACUGGGGAAAAAUAACGCUAGUGUCAAAAAUAGUAAAUGCAAGGAGGGAUCUCGAGAAGAUCAGCUGAUUUACGCUCUCAGUGAUUCGGAUUUCACAUCCGCUUUUCAGGGAGAUGAGGCGAUCCUGAAGAGUUUUAAAAACUUUAAGGCGGGUACCGAGCCUAAGGAAGGAAUUUUUAAAAUAGUACUGAAUGGCGAGGGUGGCACUGCCGGAACAACAACGGCGCCAAUCAACGAUACCCCAGAUAUUCUGAUCGGUUGUUUUGAUCAUGGCUUCAGUGGGACACGCUCGAUGAGCCCCACUAGCCCGAAGGAAGUGGUCAACGUAUGUGGCGAAGAAAAUGCACUCAUCAAAUCACCCAACUACAAAGUUGUGAAUAGUUCUAGUAAUAAUAUUUCAUCAGCACAAAACAAUAGCGCACUUAAUGAUAGCAAUCUAAGUCAAACAGAUGGCAAUUACGUGGUGGAUCUGAUAUCAACCAUAGCUUCGGCUGGAUCCCCACCUCAUUCAGCCGGGCUACUUCCGGAGGCCAUUUCCCGUGAGAACGAUCGACUGAAAAGUUGUGAUAAGAGUAUUUUCGAUAAUCUUAAACCUCUGGCACCACUGGCGAUCGACAGUGGUAGUCCGGUAAACAUGCUGAGUGAGGCUUCCACCAUAUCCCUAGACCUGGUGACAACAGGUCCUAGCACAAAAUUACAAGUUCCUACUGGCGCCACCGACGGUUGUCCGAUUCCGACGAUUGGGGUGGCCGUAACAGAAGAUACCAUCAAUCCGGUGGACCCAGCGCCAGAGAUCACAAACAAUCCGGAUAUCAUAAUCGAGAACAUUCGUAACGAUAGCCUGAACAAUCAGCAAAUUCAGCAGCUUUCGGCGGCCACCUCGACGACUGCCGUGAUGCCUCCGUCCAUCAUGAUGUCCCCAUCGCCGCUCCAUCAUCCGGGACUGCAGCGAAAACGACAAUCGUCCACCGUCACGUACAAUAUUAACGUAAUUAAUUUCAGCGACAACCCGGACGAGGACGGCACCAGCAGCUAUCAGAUGAAUAACAAUCGAUCCGGAAACGGAUUUGGCGACAGCAGCCGACCGGGAACUGGCGGAAGGUCCAAUAGCUCAACGAAUUCAAGCCAAAAGCACAACCGUCGAGGCGCCAUCUGCAUCGUGAUCAACAACGACAACGUGGUCAAUGCGACGGAUACGGACACGGAUUUCGACGACGACGUGUUCCGAUCAGGCGAUCAUCCGGCGUCCAUUUGCCCGGACCAGUGCUGUCAGGCUGCAGGACAUCCCCAGGACGAUGGUUCCUCUUCCGACUGUCGACAUAGCAAGUUCCGGAAGAUCAAAUGUCUGUGGAACCAUUUCAAGCGCCACGGAUUGCGCCGGCGAGUUCCGACGUCGAGGCGCCGCAAUGAACCGUGUGAUCACAGGGCGUCGGCGUCAAUGGCGGGUGGGGGAAGCUGCAUGACUCGAUUGACUGUCCCCACCAUGAUGGUUCCGGGGACGGCUUCUAGCAGCCGAUGUGGCAGUGUGGCUUUCGGGGAAGGUGGCACAUCAACCAGGCAAUCGAAGGGCUGGCGGGCGGAACACAAGGCGGCCAGGACCCUUGGGAUCAUUAUGGGAGUUUUUCUGCUCUGCUGGUUGCCGUUUUUCUUGUGGUACGUCAUCACGGCGCUGUGCGGCGACGAGGCGUGCCCUUCACCGGAUGUUGUCAUAACGCUGCUCUUCUGGAUCGGCUACUUCAACUCGACGCUCAAUCCGCUAAUCUACGCCUACUUCAAUCGUGACUUUCGGGAGGCGUUCCGGAACACGCUGCAAUCGCUACUGCCCUGUUAUGGCAAGAAAAGCCCCUACGGCAGCGCCUACUACGUGUAGUAUUAAGUGUUUUGCGUGUGUGGGUGAGCGCGUAUUUGUUGGUUUUCUAGAAAGAUUACAAUAUUUAUCUAUAGUUUUGUUUUUUUACAAGCUGAGGAAGAGAACAUAUUUUGCGUGUGAGCAAUAGAGGCUUUCGUUCGGACAAAAUUUUUUGUCACUAGAGAUAUAAGUGAGAGUUGGUGGAUUCAUGUCCGAGAUCUAGAGGAAUAACUAAAUGGCUUUCCUUCAUUCAAACGGAUGUGAGGAUUGAGAUCACGGUAAUUUUAUUAUUAUUACUAGCAGACCCGGUAAACUUCGUCUUACCAUUUUAAACUUGGCGUCUAUUUCAAUUUUUUUUUCACUGUUUGACUUAAAAAAAGCAUCAAAUCUUGAGUUGUUAAUCGUCUCGCUUUCUUGAACAUGUCCUAGUUUUUAAACAUAUCCAUCUUUUCCGUUUGCUCGAAUUGGCCUGCUCAAUUAUAUUGGAAUCAAAUCGAGGAAUUUUAACUCAAUUCUACGGGUCUUUUAACUGAUUAUUAAAAAAAUAUCUCCAAUAAAUUUUACAUACAUCUUACAUGAAUCCUUUUCAUUUACAUUUCUUUGAUUUGGAUGCUUUGAAUAUUGCCGAAUGAUAUCAGGUAUCAGCUUCCCGUUGCAAAUUCGAUUUUUCCAGCAUUCAACGUUACCAUCAAACUUGGCAAACUUCAUGCUAAAAAAAAUCCACUCUUUAUAACUUGUUCCAUAAAUAACAUAUGUUGAUUAUAUCUAUGUUUCAUUUAUUGUAUACAAUUUAAUUGAUUGACUCCGCUUUGCUCGAGUUCACUUUAAGCUUUAAAUCGAAAUAAAAAGUUUCUCAUUUAUUGGAGUUUAUUGCAUAUGAAACUUUAUGGAAGAAGAAUUUUGAAUAUCGGGACAAUUUUUGGAGUGUUUACUCAAUAUUCUGCCUAGCGCAGCACUUUUAGCUCCCAAGUAGCUUUUGAUGGUAGAUUUUUUAGAACUGAAGAAAUAAAAACAUAAGAGAUGACUUUUUUCAAACCAUUUUCAAGCAGCUUAACUUUCCUCACAUUUGGAAGCAGUGGUUAUAUUUUCAUCAAAAUCAUGUCCAAAAAAAGGUUUGCCCUUUUUUUUAGCAAAAAUGCUAAUUAAAUCAAGAAGUUAAUAUUCAAAGAAAUUUAAUUUGGUUUUGAAAGGAGAGAAGAUAUGAUUAAAUUUUUUGUUAUUCAACCGAAUUAAAGCAUUUUUAUCUUCUUUUUUAUCCUUAAAUACAUACCUGCCAAUUUAAACCAUUGUUGUCUGAUUUAAAAUUUUCCUAAACAGUGUUGAAGGUGAUUUGCGAUUCUGUUUAAGAUUAUGUGAUAUUUUCAAGAUUCAAUAAGAUUUAAUUGGAACGCAGGUUAUAAAAAAUUCAAAACAUAAAAAAGAACUAAUCUUUCAAGGCUACGAUAGUUUCAUGAGUUCAUUUUUUUUC
Messenger RNA from Uranotaenia lowii, 6998 nucleotides. RefSeq names its product octopamine receptor beta-3R-like. Gene Ontology annotation, molecular function: octopamine receptor activity. The record is from RefSeq and is a predicted model, not a curated record. Gene Ontology annotation, cellular component: membrane. Gene Ontology annotation, biological process: adenylate cyclase-activating adrenergic receptor signaling pathway. NCBI's taxonomy places the organism in Eukaryota, Metazoa, Arthropoda, Insecta, Diptera, Culicidae. Bases 2048 to 5551 code for a protein of 1167 amino acids. The transcript is spliced from 11 exons.